This is a messenger RNA of Rhododendron vialii, 1063 nucleotides long. Its product is annotated as protein BOBBER 1-like. Gene Ontology annotation, cellular component: cytoplasm. The record is from RefSeq and is a predicted model, not a curated record. Bases 178 to 825 code for a protein of 215 amino acids. Gene Ontology annotation, biological process: protein folding. NCBI's taxonomy places the organism in Eukaryota, Viridiplantae, Streptophyta, Magnoliopsida, Ericales, Ericaceae. The transcript is spliced from 6 exons.
ACUGUAUUGUAAUUUGCUUUUUCUUUUUUACAAAAACCAAGUCCACCGCCCUUCUCUUACGCUAUAUAUAUUCUCUCUCUCACACUGUCAAGCCAAGAAUUCUGAAAACUCCUUUUUCUUCCAAAAACCCUAACCCACAAACUCAACCCAAAUCUCUCUUUCUCUCUCUCAUAAGCCAUGGCUAUACUGUCAGAAGUCGAAGAAGAUCAAACCCCCACAAACCCAUCGCCAUCAUCAGAGACUGUGAAGCCAGAGAACAAGGAGGAGGUGGCGGCGGCUGCUGCGGAUGAGAAGAAGACAGACGGAAAACGAGCGCCCAAUAAAGGCAAUGGCCUCGAUAUGGAUACAUAUUCUUGGGGUCAAAGCUUGCAAGAAGUUACCAUCAAUGUUACAGUCCCUGCUGGCACUAAAUCAAGGUUUGUUGUGUACGAACUAAAGAAGAAUCAUCUGAAGGUUGGACUUAAGGGCCAGUCUCCUAUAAUUGAUGGUGAGCUGUUUCAGUCUGUGAAGGUUGAAGAUUGCUUUUGGAGCCUAGAGGAUCAGAAAUCCAUCUCUAUACUUCUGACAAAACAGAACCAAAUGGAUUGGUGGAAGUGUUUGGUGAAAGGUGAUCCUGAAAUUGAUACUCAGAAGGUAGAACCUGAAACCAGCAAACUAUCUGACCUUGACCUGGAAACGAGAUCCACUGUGGAAAAGAUGAUGUUUGACCAGCGGCAGAAGUCUAUGGGCCUUCCAACAAGUGAGGAGAUGCAGAAGCAAGAUCUUCUUAAGCAAUUCAUGGCGCAGCAUCCGGAGAUGGACUUUUCGGGGGCAAAGCUAGCUUAAAAGUCUGAGUCAUCGCCUGAAGGAACUGCUGCUGCUCUAGACAUAUAUACAUCUCCGUAGACUGAAGUGUCUUUUUGUGUGGGGAUCCUUUCUUUUCCUUCGGCCUAUUUUAAUUGUUUACGCUUUCAAUAGUAUGGUCUGGUUACUUUGCUCGUGACUUGUUAAUAUCUUGGUUUAUGGUUAAGACAGUACAGUUAAUCUCUCAAAUACUAUCUACAAUACCUAUCCUUUUGGAAAA